AUGUCAUCCAGUUCUACAAAAAAAUCAACCAAAAAACGAAAUUUAGAAAAUCUUGAUCACAAUCUUCAGCAUACAAGUAAAUUAAAAACUAUAAAAUCAAAUGAAAGUGAACUUAAAAAAAAAAAACUUCGAAGUAACUCAAACUUAGAAGAAGCUCUGAAAGAUUGUAAACAACUUGAAGAUCCACCAAUAACAGACUCUGAGAAAUUACUAUCUUCCAACCGAUUGACAUAUAAUUUUUACAAUACUCCGUGUGAGCAAUUGGCACAACAAUUAUUAGGAAAAAUACUAGUACGUAAGUUAGAGAAUGGAAAAAUAUUAAAAGGAAGAAUUGUUGAAACAGAAAGUUAUCUUGGAGGAAUUGAUAAAGCUUCGCAAACUUAUCAAAAUAAAGUUACACCUCGAAAUUUACCAAUGUAUAUGCUUCCAGGAACAAUUUAUGUUUAUUUAACUUAUGGAAUGUAUCACUGUUUCAAUAUAUCAAGUCAAGGUGAAGGUGCUGCGGUUCUUUUAAGAGGAAUCGAACCACUAGAAGGCAUUGAAGAAAUGAUGAGUUAUCGUACAUCAAACUUAAAAUCAAAAAAUAAAAAAAUAUUGAAAAUACACGAGUUAUGCAAUGGACCAUCAAAAUUAUGUAUGUCGUUUAAAAUUAAUAGAGAUUGUUGUAAAUAUUCAUUGUGUUCUUGGAAAAAUAUGUGGAUUGAAAAUGAUAAUAACUCACCAGAAGAAACAACAGAAGUAAUUCAAUGUCCAAGAAUUGGAAUCGACAGUGCUGGGCCCGAGUGGGCAAUGAAACCUUUACGUUAUUAUAUUUAUAAUAAUACUUCGGUGAGUAAACGCGAUAAAAAAGCCGAAGAUAACUUUAUUAAUCAAAAAUAA
Messenger RNA from Cotesia congregata, 879 nucleotides. The record is from the annotation of a GenBank genome assembly. NCBI's taxonomy places the organism in Eukaryota, Metazoa, Arthropoda, Insecta, Hymenoptera, Braconidae.